AUGGUAUUGCGGAUCUCCGGUCGCGCCUUUCUGGGGCCGGAGGUUUGCGGCGACACAAGAUGGAUUGAUGCAACUAUGGGAUAUCUGGAAAUGGGGGUUAGAACUGCUUUCGUCCUCCAGGUCUUUCCUCGUUUCCUAUUUCCGCUGCAAAGAUGGUUCCCUCUGUGUCGGAAGGUCCGAAAGCAUAUUGACAUGACAGGAACGAUUCUCCGUCCCUUAAUUGACAGCCGUCGUGCAGACAGAAAGUCAGCACAGGAUGCCAUUAGUUGGUUUGAUGAAGCAGCCGCUGGAGAGCCGUACAACCCUGUGUUUUCUCAGCUCUCGCUCUCCUUCGCAUCAACUCACACCACCGCUGAUACAAUGACCAAAGUCAUAAUUCACCUCGCUGAAAAUCCAGCUGUCGUUAUAGACCUUCGGAAGGAAGUUAUCGACGCAAUAGCUAAAAAUGAUGGAUUGACAAAGUCCGCUCUAUCUCAAAUGAGACUAUUGGACAGUAUUUUGAAGGAAUCCCAGCGGCUGGAACCUUUGGCAUCAGCAACGAUGAACCGGGUGACAUGUGAAGACGUGACCCUUUCGAAUGGCCUAUGGAUUCCACGGAACAUGUAUGUGUUGGUGUCGGGGCAUCGCAUGAGGGAUCCUACCCUAUACCCGGACCCGGGUAAAUUUGACGCAUACCGGUUCGUCAAGAUGCGCGAGAGCGGCAAUAGAAAAAGUGAUUGUGCAUACACAGCAGCGACGGUGGACCACAUGGGAUUUGGCUACGGGAAGCACUCUUGCCCUGGCCGAUUCUUUGCCGCCCAUGAGGUAAAGAUUAUUCUGUGCCACUUGAUCUUGAAGUAUGACAUCAAAUUACCCGAGGAUCAAGCACGUACGUAUUUGCUUGCCGGAUUCUUCACAUCCGCUGGACCCAGGAACAAGCUUCUUGUUCGCAGGCGCGUCGAGGAAAUUGCACUAUAA
This is a messenger RNA of Penicillium maclennaniae, 957 nucleotides long. Its product is annotated as cytochrome P450. NCBI's taxonomy places the organism in Eukaryota, Fungi, Ascomycota, Eurotiomycetes, Eurotiales, Aspergillaceae. The transcript has 2 exons. Bases 1 to 957 code for a protein of 318 amino acids. Gene Ontology annotation, molecular function: oxidoreductase activity, acting on paired donors, with incorporation or reduction of molecular oxygen; monooxygenase activity; iron ion binding. The record is from RefSeq and is a predicted model, not a curated record.